AUGGACUCGCGAAACGCCGCCGCCGCCGCUCCACUGCCCCUGUACCCUCCCGCUCUCCUGUCGCUUCCGGAUCUCGACCGCCCGCCGGCGGUCAUGGAGAUGUGGGAGCUGGAGGCGGUCGCCGCCGCGCUCCCGGCCAAGAAGUGGCGUCUGCGGGAGACCUUCGACCGCCUGGCCGCCUGCUCCCCGACGCCGCUCCCCUUCCGCUGGGAGGAUCUCGACACGUACAUCUCCUCCCUCCAGUACUCCGUUACCCUCCGACACCGCCAGCUCCGGGAACUCGAAAAGUCCAAGCCUGCCCCAGCGCUUGCCCCCGCUCCGGCCGCAAUGUCCCUGCUGCCCGUCACCGUCGCCGGCGACGUCGGCCAGGUGCGGGUCCUUGAAAAAACACGGCCUGCCCCUGCCCCUGUUCUUCCCGCCGUCUUGGUGCUACCGGCCACAGACGGCGACGUCCACGAGCUUCGGGCCCACGUGGAGUCGAAACCCGUCCAACCUCAGCCUCCUGUGCUAGGCGGUCCCGCCGUCGUCGCUGCCUCCGCGCCGGCUGCCACUGGUGUCCACGUCGAGGAGGGAAGGAAAAGGAAGGCGUCUAUUCAGGAGGCGGAGGAAGUCCACGUGGCGAAGCGUACGACGCAUACACAGGAGGGCCAAGCAUCAGAGAUGCGGUGGCGAAAGAUCCAGGAGGAUGCAGCGGUGAAGGAGAAGACGUCUCCGUCGCACGACAGCAACGGCAAGGAGUUGAUGCCGGUUCCUCAAGGCGACGACGACAAUGGCCUCGUGGCGGAGGCGAACGCGAGCACGGACGCCACAGUGCAGGUGAAUCCCGUCAGCAAGGUCGCCGUCCUGCAGCCGGAGCUCCCUGGACCUGCCACGGCGCGCGAUGCCACGAACCGUGUGCGGGCUGCUGGCGUCCCGAACUCCGCUGGCCUGCAACGAAGUCGUCCGCCCCGUCCCGUCCCAGCCUCUGGCUCCGCAGCGUCCGCGGCGGCUGUCACCGGCAGGGAUCUGGAGAAGAGCAAGAGGCGGAAGGUGUCCAGUCUGGAGGUGGAGGCUGCCAGAAAGAAGGUGCAGACACAACACGCCGUGCGUGAGGUUGAACGACGACACGAGUCACACGACUCGGUGCUCACCACCAAGAACAUCCCCUCUCACGAUGGUGGUGAGGCCAAGGCGAGCCCGCGUCGCCCUGACCCCGGCAGCGGCAGUGGCCUCCCGAUCACGGCCGUCACGGCCACAGCGCAGGUGGAUGCAGAUCCCAGCAACUCCGGCAGAAUUCGGCACGAGCCCCCUGCCACGAUGCCCCACGCCUCCAACGCCACUGGCCAGGCGGUGCCUCCCAACUAUGAGGUGCCCGACGUGGAGUUGGAGAUAGUGCAACCGAAGGAGAUGCCGCAGGUGCUCAAAGAGGACGCGUCAAUGUUAGCCAAGAAGGCAUAUCAAACACAAGUCACCAUCAAGUCCGUGGAGGCCGACAAGGUAAGUACACUUCCUCUAGGCUGCAGCAAUGGCCAUGCACAGGCCGGCGCUGGCGCGGCCACCGCGAUGCCGCAGGUAGCCGCCGCUGCGGGCGCCACCGUGUGCAAAAGCUCACCCACCGUGACGUGCGACACCCCAAACCUUGUGCAGGCUAGCGCCCCGGCCCCGAAGAGCGCCGGCGUGCCCGCUGCUACGCGCGACGCCCCGGCCCCGAAGAGCGCCGGCGUGCCCGCUGCCACGCGCGACGCCCCGGCCUCGCACGCCACUCGACGUGCACCACCGGCAGCUGGCUACCAGCAGGACGCCAGUGACGUUAGUCCAGUUCCAGUUCCUCCACGUGGAGGCAACGGUCUUGCUCAGUCGUCCCGCGUGAGCGCCGGCGCCGGCACGCAGACGGACAGCGCGCGUGAUAGCGCCCUUGUCCGACAAGGUGCCCCUGCCGCUGGCGCGGCACCGGCACCGGCACGCCGUGACCUAAGCGCCACUAACCCUGUGCCGGCUAGCAGACGGGAACACACUGGCCCUUCGGAGGCCAGUGCUCCCCCGAAUGCCGGCAAGCAUGUGCUCCAGCAGCAGCACAUGCCCAGGCUUGAGCCGAUUUCUUCACCGAAAAAACAGCAGGAAUGGUCUUCCAAAAAUCAUGGCGGCCGUCCGACGGGCUCUCGACCUGUGCCUGAAGCACAGGACGCUGCUGCUCAGAGGUCGUGGAGCAGGCCCGGCGAGGGGAGAGGCGGUGGACUUCCCGUUCCAGCUGCAAGAGGUCUACGGGGAGACGACAACAACAGAAACAAGGACAGCUACAAAGCAAAGCGACCCCUAUUUUGCGACAAGUGCGGAUGCAAGGGCCAUGUGGCCGAAAAUUGUCACACAGCAAAACACCUCGUGGUCCUCUAUCAGAAGGCAAAAGAGGAGAGGGAGAAGGAGCAGAAACAGAUUUGCUACAGGUGUGGAUGUACAGGCCAUUGGUCUCGCAAUUGUCGCACAGCAAAACACCUGGUCGACCUGUACCAAAAGGAUCGAGCGGCCAAGCGUGCCGCAGGACUUCUUCAGGAAUAA
Molecule: messenger RNA, 2532 nt
Organism: Miscanthus lutarioriparius
Lineage: Eukaryota; Viridiplantae; Streptophyta; Magnoliopsida; Poales; Poaceae
Source: the annotation of a GenBank genome assembly